Messenger RNA from Hemibagrus wyckioides, 3531 nucleotides. RefSeq names its product DnaJ (Hsp40) homolog, subfamily C, member 16 like (gene dnajc16l). NCBI's taxonomy places the organism in Eukaryota, Metazoa, Chordata, Actinopteri, Siluriformes, Bagridae. The transcript has 16 exons. The record is from RefSeq and is a predicted model, not a curated record. Bases 192 to 2450 code for a protein of 752 amino acids.
CUCACCGGAACCGGAAAUUCUAGAGAGAAAAUGCUAGCUUAGCAACGGGACCUGCCCAUGGAGCUUGUCACCGAGUGUAUGUUUUGAUGCUGAUAGAUCCAUUUAUGGUUUUGUGGGAAAGGAACUGACCAGCUGAGAAAGGUCUGACCGGCUGUUAACGUAUUUAAGGCAGCUUCUCCCAGUCUGAGAAGAUGGGCGUCCUCUCCAAGCCCUCUCUGAGCCUCCUGAUCUGUCUGGCUGUCGUCCUGCUUGUUUUGGGAAACGUAUCCGCUUCCGAGUUCAAUCCUUACAGGGUGCUCGGAGUGUCUCGACAUGCCAGUCAGGCUGAAAUCAGAAAGGCUUACAAGCAGCUCGUCAAGGAGUGGCAUCCGGACAAGAACAAAGAUCCGAGUGCAGAGGACAUGUUUAUCAAGAUUGCUAAAGCCUACGAGAUCUUGUCGAGUGAGGAUCGCAGAGCGAACUACGAUCAGUUCGGUCAGACCGAUGAGAACCAACACCACAACCAAGCCCCGCAUGGUUUCCACCACUUCCAUGACAGUUUUUACUUCGACCAGUCCUUCUUUCGCUUCACCCAGUCAACUAGAGACUUCACAGACAGCAAGCACCUGCUUCAAUAUGAGAAGUAUAUGAAGGAAGUGGAGCCCGAUAGCUUCAAAAGGCCCUACCUGAUUAAGAUUACCUCAGAGUGGUGUUUCAGCUGCAUCCAUAUCGAGCCCGUCUGGAAGGAAUCUGUUCAGGAGCUGGAGCCACUGGGUGUGGGGAUUGGUGUUGUGGAUAUUGGUUACGAGAAACGGUUAGCUGUUCAUCUGGGAGUCCGCGGCGCUCCGUCCAUCCUGGCGCUCAUCAACGGCAGAGUGACCUUCUUCCACAACACCGUGGCCCGAGAGAACCUGAGGCAGUUUGUGGAAAGCUUGCUGCCACGUGAUCUAGUAGAGAAGGUGACAGAUGAUAACUACGUACAGUUUCUGAACGGUUGGCGGGAAGAGAACAAACCCAGCGUUCUACUGUUUGACUCUGCUAUUUCAGUACCAUUACUUUACAAGCUCUCAGCGUUUGCAUACCGGGACUUCGUGCGGUUUGGUUACGUCGAUCAAACUCGGACCAAACGUAUCCAGCAGCAGUUCAGCAUCAACAUGUACGCUCCCACCAUGCUGCUGUUUAAAGAGAACACUGAGAAACCUGCAGACGUCAUACAGUCCAGGGGAAUCAAAAAGCAAACCAUUGAUGAGUUUGUCUCUAGUAACCGUUUCCUGCUGGUGCCACGACUGGUCAAUCAGAAGUUUUUUGACGAGCUGUGUCCGGUCAAACAGUUCCACCGCCGUCGGAAAUACUGUGUCUUACUCAUCACUGGGGAGGAUGAGACGUUCGUGUCUGUGAAUGACGCCUUCUUUGACUUUGCCGCUUCGAACACUAAAGAGGUGGUGCGAUUCGCCUACGUCUAUCAGAGGCAGCAGCAGCCCCUCUGUGAUGCGCUGCUCAAAACGCAAGACGUGAGGCCUCCCCAGGUGAUCAUUCUGGAGAGACGAAGCGCAGCAGGUAAGGUGCUGUACCGGACAGUGACAGGCGGUUGGAAUGGGAGUGACGACGAUAAGAACCAGCUUUAUGAGCAGCUGGAGCUCCUGCAGAGAGAUCCAACCUUUCUCAACUAUGACGCCAUGCUGCCUGAACUCAACAAUGAACUCGCCUCAAUGUUUCUAAUUCGGUGGUUGAACGCCGCUUAUGAUUACCUUUCUCAUGUCUGCUUUGAGCUUCUCUACUCAAACUGGCGAGAGGUGAUGCCCAUCGUAUCUCUGAUCUUCUCCGCUCUCUUCAUCCUUUUUGGCACCGUCAUCAUUCAGGCUUUCAGUGACUCCGAGGAAAAAACAGCCAAGCGGAAGGCUAAAGAAUCCCCAAAGACAGCAGGCAGCUCUUCGGAUACAGAAAACACAUCCAGCCGUCCUUCCAAGAAGAACUUUGUGGAAGUGACGGAGUUGACAGACAUGACCUACACCAGCAAUCUGGUCAGAUUAAAGCCGGGACACAUCAACGUGGUGCUGGUGCUCACAGACGCGUCCAAACAGGUCCUGCUGAAGAAGUUUGCCAAGGAAGUAUACUCAUUCUCAGGAUAUCAGACUCUUCACUACUCCUUCUUAAACUCUGACAAACACAGAGGGUGGAUGGAUUCACUCCUGCAGCUGGCGCCCUCUGCCAGGCUUUCAGAAGAUGAGGAAGAAGAGGGCGUGUCCUCCUGUAAACCGCAUUACACCGGCCAUGUUCUGGCUCUUAACGGCCAUAAAAAGUACUUUUGCCUAUUCAGGCCCACGCUCACCAAGGACGAGGACGACGCCGUACAGCUCCAUCACAAGCUGGAAGGACUGAACCUAUGGAUGGAGAAGCUGACGGAGGGCACGCUGCCCAGACACCACGUUCCCGCCUGGCCUGAUCUGCACCCCACUACCCCUAAAAAAUAAAAAGGUGGGUUGUGGAAAUUUCUUAAAUAUCAGGUCUGGACUCCACUGUGUGACCUUUUUUUUUGUGUGUUAUUGAAAGCAGGAGUUCUUGCUAUUUGCCUGGGAUUUGAGCCCUGGUACAGUCUGUGUGUAGUAUGUGUUCUUGUUUUAGAAAAUGUACUUACGCAGAACAUUCUUCUGGAUUAUGCACUGGCUGUUUUAUAUAUUUUUUUUUGUUGUUGUUUAUUUUAUCCCUCAUGGCAGCACCAGGUACAUGCUUUUUGCUGCCAGCAGGGGUUGCACUACCAACCAUGUUACUUACAAUGUGGAGAAAGUCUUUGGACUUUAUUUUAGCUGCUGAUUUAUGCUGUAGGAACAUUCACAGAUCGGUUCAUGCCCAGACGAGCGUCCUGUCAGGAUGAAAGCACAUACACAUAUACUGAGUGAGAGUGCCACCUGUUUGUUGUAGAUGAGCUACGGAACAAAAAACCCACUUCUGGGAUCUGUUGGAAUGGCAGUACUGCACUUUGUGUGCUGAAAAUGAUUUAACUUUACACACAAAUGCUGUUUUAGAUUUACGUUUAAAUGUAGGAUAUAUCAUCGAUAUGUCCGAAGAACUUUAGAUGGCUCGAUCAUUCUUUACUACUAAGUGCAUUAACAACCCGAGUAACGAAAACGUCCACUGUAGAAAUCGUUCACGUCAAUCCACAGCUCCACAGUACAAAGCUGUGAAAGUCAUUAACGUUAUUCAGCUGAUGAAUACGCUUCUAACUGAACGACAGUUUAUAACCAAAAAAUACUGUUGAGCGCACUCUUUCUUCUCCAUUUUAUGCGUGAUUGUGAAAAGUGUUUGCUUGCAUGAAAAAAAGCCUCAUAGUUGCCAUGUUUUGGUUUGGUUUCUAGCAUGUUGCAGCUUUCUUUAACUGUUGGACCGUACUUUUUUGUCCUCACUUUUACAUGGUUCCGUACUUAAAACAUCAUCUUAAAAAUAAUUUCAUCAUUUUCUCAGCGGUUCAUUCAAAAUUCUCGUGUCUUGACCUCAUCAAAUUUCUUCUUGACGCCAUUAUUUAAAGGAAGAUAUUUUAAUUUAUAAGAAGUUGCA